Paralichthys olivaceus (Japanese flounder) is the source of this 3344-nucleotide messenger RNA. It is a transcript of the gene pitpnc1b, whose product is annotated as phosphatidylinositol transfer protein cytoplasmic 1b. Gene Ontology annotation, cellular component: cytoplasm. Gene Ontology annotation, biological process: phospholipid transport. The record is from RefSeq and is a predicted model, not a curated record. Gene Ontology annotation, molecular function: phosphatidylinositol binding; phosphatidylinositol transfer activity. NCBI's taxonomy places the organism in Eukaryota, Metazoa, Chordata, Actinopteri, Pleuronectiformes, Paralichthyidae.
GAUUCAAAGACUGAUGUUAACAAACUGUGUUAGCUAAUGUAGAGCUAUGAUAGACGAUGUUAUUACUGAAAAUAGUGGUGCUGACAAGAGCAGAAAGAACAGAUACAAAUCAGAAAAGGGGGAGGGGGGAGACACAGGUGAGGAGGUAGUAAAGUACAGUGGGCGUGGAGUGGGAACUUUAGGUGGGAGGGAGAGAAAGAGGAGAUAAGAAGGGAGCAGGAGGAGGAAUUUUAGAGGAACUGAAAGCAGAGGAGAGCAGUUGAGGGGAAAGGGAGGAGCACCAAGCAGACAGCAAGGUUACACAUGAGACUCUGAGGAGGAAUUACAACAAAGCACAGAGAGAGAGCAGUGAAGGGUAAGAACAGGUAAAGUUGGCUCGGAGUAGCUUUCAGUCUUUCACCUCCUGACUGAUUGCCAGGUUUUGUUUUCUCAGCGUGGUGAGAGAAAGCAAACAGAAAGCAAGAGAAGCAGCAAACAGAAAGGGGCAGCUGAAGGCACGAGAUUAGAAAGCAGAAGUAACGAGGAGGGAGAGACAGCGGUUGAACAGUCACACAUAAAGUGACGAAGAGAAAGAGAAGUGCAGCGAGGUGGCAGAGUAAGAAAACAAGAGGAUACUCAUUGACAGGGAGGACGGACUUAAAUCCACGGACUACUGACAUCAGCAAAACAAAGGAAGAGGAGCAUCAGAAAAGAGGUCACUGCAGUCCAGCAGCAGUGUAGCUCGCCUGAGGGCGUCUGCUAUGCAACCAAGACGGCAGAGAUAGACAGAUUCAAGCUCAGACACAGUUCAAAAAGACAGUCCUCACUGUAACAGCACCAUGUUGAUGAAAGAGUACCGCAUAUGUAUGCCACUGACUGUGGAUGAGUACAAGAUCGGGCAGCUGUAUAUGAUCAGUAAGCACAGCUGUGAGCAGAGCGGUGGGGGGGAAGGCGUGGAAGUGGUGAAAAAUGAGGCAAACGUUCACCCUCAGCACGGCCAGGGACAGCUGACCGAGAAGCGGAUCUACCUCAGCAGUAAACUGCCGUCCUGGGCAAAAGCAUUUGUCCCGCGAUUCUUCUAUGUGACAGAAAAAGCCUGGAACUUCUACCCCUUCACCAUCACAGAGUACUCAGUAUCGUUCCUCCCCAAGUUCAGCAUCCGCAUUGAGACGAGAUUCGAGAACAACAACGGCGAUAACGACAACGUGUUUGAGGACACGCCGACCCCAGCGGAGAGUGUGAGUUUCCUGGAUAUCCUGAGUGACCCUAUCCCUGAAAAGCACUACAAAGAGGUGGAGGACCUGAGUCGCUGGCAGUCAAAUAAAACUGGCAGAGGGCCUCUGGAGGAGAGCUGGAGAGACAACCACAAGCCCAUCAUGUGCUCCUAUAAGAGGGUGCAGUGCAGCUUUGAGGUCUAUGGCUUUCAGACCAGGACUGAGGAAUUCAUACACAGAAAUAUCAGGGACAUUCUUCUGGUCGGCCACAGGCAGGCGGUAGCAUGGAUAGAUGAAUGGCACGGACUGAGUUUGGAGGAGGUGAGAGAAUACGAGCAAACGAUGCAGGAGAAGACCAACAGCAAAGUCAAAUCCAGCCAGAACAACACAGGGCCACCAGCAGCCUCUCGUCCUACGUUGUCUCGCUCCAUCUCGGUGACAGAUGAGCGUUCCCUGAAGAAGAUGGGAGUGACGACUGUGGCCAUGUCUGACCCUUCAGAAUCCUCAGUGCCACAUGGUCCCAUUCGCCUGCAUUCCACCCCUGAGUGAUGCUGCACACAUGGCCACGCACACAGCUUCUCAAACACCCACACACACAGAGCAUACUGUACAAUGCAAACACAAAGAAACACAAAGUCAGCAUUUACCAAAAUCAUAUUACUUCUCAAAUACAAACACACCCACAGAGUGGCAUGAUCCUUAAAGGACUAGUUCAACAUUUUGGGGAAAGUGCUUAGAUGAGCAGAUCAUUGCCACUAAAUAUAAACAUAAAGCUAGUAACUGGUUAGCUUAGCUUAACAGGGUAAAGACAGUGUCGCACAGCCAUUGCAUUGGCAUCUCCACAACACUGUGUCAGCAUUAGAGGAGGGUCUGGCUCCAUUAUCAUACUGCUAUAGGGGGGAAAAAACACUCCGGCUUGUUUUUAUGUCUUGACACCAAUUACUAGUCCCAAUUACUGGGGGGGGUUAAUUCCCUGUAAAGAAAAUGAAACAAAAACAGUCAAAGACGUGUGAUUGCCAAUUGUUGUCAAAACUCGCAAUCUUCAGCGAGUAGGUCCGCAGCUUAAUCUCUUUAUCCAAGUACAUUUUGUAAACAGUAACAGGCAGAGAGAGGAAAGGGAGCAGAAUGCUGCGUGAGACAGGAACCGACAGUCUACAGUCGGUAAAUCAGUCUCAUGCAAACAUGACAGUAUUUACCUGCCAGCACCUUUAAAACUCACAAAUUAAUACAAAACAAUGAAAUGCUGUAGGGGGGUGGUGUACUGCACAGUUUAUUAUAUCACUGUAAAACAACCCAUUGUUUUUAUAACCAGAUCAUGAAAUAUAACAUGUAAAUAAAAAAAAUUUGAUGUGGUGGUUGGUGGAUGUCAAAAACAUUUGGACAAAACCAGGUUUGCAGUUUCCUUAUUUCCCUUGGAAUUGAUAUUCUCAUCUAAUUUACAACAGAGAUUGAAUCAGUGCUUUUCCCAAAAUGUCCUUUUACACUUCAGAUAAAUAUGUAUCCGCUCUUACGCACAUCUUGCAGUUCUCAUCACUUUAUGUAAAAACCACACGUCACAUGAGCUCACAAGAACACUCAAGCACUUUGUGCCGACUCAAAGAUAAUUCCCACUGUUGCCUUUAACAUUUGUCUUCAGCGGCAUGUAAACGUGAUGCAUUUCAUUUCAGCCGUAGUGGAGCUCACCAGCAGGGCUCUCCAAUUGUUUCCCAGCACCCAGCCAAUGGCCUACAGACAGAUGCAUAAGGAGUUUAAUAGAGUGGAUCUAAUGUGAGCAGAGGAGAAGGGGGAGGCUGUCAAUGCUAUGGAUCUGCUCCCCUCUCCACCUCAGCCAAUAGGUCAGACCAGGUGUAUUGACAGAGGGCAGUGAGGCGUUGUAUUGGUUCCUUGAUCGCUUAGCCGAGAGCUGCAAAUGGGUCAAGCUGGGACUAAACUUCAAUUAUGAGUCAAUGAUGUGAGGAUUCACAAGACGCUUGUUUUUUGUAUAUUUAGAAGUUGUCAGGGAUCAACAACUGCAACAAUGAAAGCAAUCAUAUUCUGUUGCCUUAUAUGUAAAAUAUUCAGUUUGAAUGAUGAAAAAAAAUUUGAAAUUUUAUAUGGAAAUUACACUGUAUAGUCUUUUAUAAAGGAUUUCUAUCAAUAAAUACUUUUGCU